AUGGCUGCGAAAGCCACGGUCCUGGUGCUGAUGGUCACGCUGGUGGUCGUCGCGUCCGCUGGAUUGCUCGAGACCCUGCUCUCGUGGGACUUGCCGGAGGUCGAGGCGAGAUCGAGUACGCCGCAGUCCAAGUGUCUGUGCCAGAUUUCCGGCUGCCUGUGCUGCGUCGACUUGAACCUGACCUCCACGAUCGACCUUGGCGGCCCGGCUUGCGUCAACAUCAAGCAGAAGGAGCAGAACGUCUCUCUGAACCUGAGCUACGGCGAUAACCCGGUCCACAAUGCCACGAUAAGGAUCGCGAACGCGGCUAACAAGCCGACCUGCAUGAACCUCUUGUCCGACCUGGCGCAAAUCUGCGCGAGAUUCGCGUCGGUCAAGCAGUCCGAUUUCGGCGGCCACGACGGCUGCAUGGUGAUCGAGCCGGCUCUACUGGGCACGCCGCAAGCCACGUACCACAUGGGGUGCUUCAACUUCUAUCAGGGCGUCCGGCAGGUCGAGGUGUCCGCUAUCACGGAGACGACGGGAUCGGCCGACACCUCGGACGACGACGACGACACGCUCAACACCGACGAGCUGAUCGCCGCGGUGUCCGCCAGCGCCGAGCACGGUAUCGCGUUGUUCUCGCAAUGGCUGGGCCUCAGCCUGAACCCGAAGCUGAACCUAACGUCCCAAGAGGACGGUCCUCAGGAUCAGCAACAACGGGCCGACGGCUCCUCGAGAUCAGCCCGGAACAUGUUGGACGUUCAAACAGCGGAGAGGAGCGACGAGCGGUUCAAACAGCUGCUGAGCGCCCAGGACAACGUGCUGAAGGGCUCGGCGACCAUCGGGCAGUCGAACGGCAUGCAGACCACCUUCGUCUACUCCAGGCCGAGCGAUUUGAUGCUGCCGGGCGCCGAUAACGCGACCGAGGAGGCGAAGAAGAGGCUGGAGACGGAAGCGACGGUGCCGCAGCACCUGGUCGUCGUGCCGAAGGAGUCCAGGAGGGGCGGCAGGGCGUACAACAUUCACCAGCACGUAAACGAGAUCUGA
This is a messenger RNA of Dinoponera quadriceps, 1029 nucleotides long. RefSeq lists its product as uncharacterized. Lineage: Eukaryota; Metazoa; Arthropoda; Insecta; Hymenoptera; Formicidae. Bases 1 to 1029 code for a protein of 342 amino acids. The record is from RefSeq and is a predicted model, not a curated record. The transcript is spliced from 4 exons.